Molecule: messenger RNA, 1538 nt
Organism: Mangifera indica (mango)
Lineage: Eukaryota; Viridiplantae; Streptophyta; Magnoliopsida; Sapindales; Anacardiaceae
Product: protein farnesyltransferase/geranylgeranyltransferase type-1 subunit alpha-like
Exons: 6
Coding region: 233-1222 (329 amino acids)
Biological process (GO): protein farnesylation; protein geranylgeranylation
Cellular component (GO): cytoplasm; CAAX-protein geranylgeranyltransferase complex; protein farnesyltransferase complex
Molecular function (GO): protein farnesyltransferase activity; CAAX-protein geranylgeranyltransferase activity
Source: RefSeq, a predicted model, not a curated record
GACCAAAAGGAGUAGCACCUCUGAGAAGAUAAAAUCCAAAUCCCAAAUUUCCGACACAACUUCACCUUAGAGAGACGCCGUCGGCUUUCUCCGAAAGCAGAAGCACGUAGCCGCCGUAUCGACCAGUUCCGGCCGUAUUCGUGGGUGGACCCACCACCGUGGACAGAAAACAAGUGCAGGAUUUUUUUUCUGUGAGUCUUGAGUGAAGCAGCUACGAAGCACGAGAAGAGCCAUGGACUCAGACAAAGAGCAAGAGAUGGUGCCACUGAGCCUAAGACCAGAGUGGUCUGAUGUCAAACCCAUUCCACAAGAUGAUGGCCCGAAUCCUGUUGUUCCAAUCGCCUACAAGCAAGAGUUUAGAGAAACCAUGGACUACUUUCGUGCCGUCUACUCAGCCAACGAGCUCUCUCCACGUGCUCUUCAGCUCACUCGAGAAGCCAUCCUUCUCAAUCCAGGAAAUUACACGGUUUGGCAUUUUAGGCGUCAAAUACUUGAAGCACUUGAUGCUGACUUGCUUGAGGAACUCGAUUUUGUUGGACAUAUUGCCAAGGGUAACUCUAAAAACUAUCAAAUAUGGCAUCAUAGACGGUGGGUUGCUCGGAAAUUAGGGACUUCUGUGACAAGCAAGGAGCUUGAUUUCACUAGGAAGAUACUUUCCCCUGAUGCUAAAAAUUAUCAUGCCUGGUCCCAUAGGCAGUGGGUACUUCAGGCAUUAGGAGGGUGGGAAGAUGAACUUGACUAUUGUCAUCAGCUUCUUGAUGAGGAUAUAUACAACAAUUCUGCAUGGAAUCAGCGAUACUUUGUAAUAACUAGGUCUCCCUUCCUUGGGGGUCUUAAGGCCAUGAGAGACUCAGAAGUACGCUAUACUGUUGAAGCCAUUAUGGCCAACCCUGAUAAUGAGAGCCCAUGGAGAUACCUUCGAGGCCUUUACAAGAACGACACUGAGUCUUGGAUUACUGAUCCUAGAGUCUCCUCAGUAUGUUUGAAGGUUUUGAAUACUAAAAGCAACUAUGUAUUUGCUCUGAGCACUCUUUUGGAUCUGCUUUGUCAAGGUUUUCAGCCAAGUCAAGACUUCAGAGAAGCUGUAGAUGCACUGACUCCAGAAUCAGCUCCAGCUGAUUCUAACUUGGCAAGGGCAAUUUGUGAUGUAUUGCUGCAUGUUGAUAAGAUGAGAGCUAACUACUGGAUAUGGCGCAAGAGCAAACUUGCUUCAGUGGCCUGAAGUAAACAAGGGAUGGUGUGUCAGUCUUUCAAGGUCAAGGAAGAUGGAAAUUAUUAUCAGUUUUAUAGACUCUUAGUUUUAAUAUGAUCAAUCGAGUUUAUUGGAGAGCAUCUAAUAUAUACAAUAAGCGAUUAAUGAAAACCAAUUCCUGCUACCUGUGUUAUUAUAGCUUCUGAUGUGUACAACUGAAAAGGAGUUUGUUCUGCUGAAUCUAAGGUGAAAUUUGAUGAAGGUAACAACCCAUGAAUUCUGUAUUCACUUGUGUAAUAUAUAUUUUCUCCUUGAAAUAGAACUUGUUUAUGUUUUGGGGUUUGAA